UCAUCGAUUAAUACCGUCGACACGCCCUGCAGGUCACCUUUUCUCUCGUCGUUUCCAUGGCUGACUGCACUCUGAGACGGUCGAAGUAUCUGGAAUUUUAUAUUCACACAGUAACCUUCCUCGACUGUCUUUUUCGCGUUCCUCGGGGGCCAUUGGAGGCGGAGUCAACUGUCUUCAGGGACAUGUUUCUUCUCCCCCAAGGUGACUCGGAGACGGUUGAAGGUCAGAGUGAUACAUGCCCAGUGACCCUGCAAGGCGUUUCCAAGAAGGAAUUUGAAAGCUUGUUACGAGCUCUAUUGAACAGACAACAUGGGAAACAGAAGGGCUCGAGCUUAGGCAGAGCUCAAUGGAUUUCAGUUCUCAAGUUAUCGACGAUGUGGGAGUUCAAUGAGUUGCGUGAUGCCGCCAUCCAAUGUCUGGAUUCGCCUUCCCGGCCUCUUGACCCAGUUAACAAAUUGGUCCUCGCUUCGAAGUACCAGAUCAAGAAGUGGCAACUUCCUGCUCUAGUUGAGUUGACCAAACGGUCCGAGCCGAUCAGUGUAGAGGAAGGGCGUCUCAUAGGAUUCGAGAACGCACUGAAGUUGGCUGCAGUGCGAGAGGAGUUUAAGACGAUGAAGCUCGUGGAUGGUUUCUUUAGAGACUUCACCGUUAAACCCAGGGGUGAAAGAAGUUCCAAAGACAAAGAAAAAGAAAAAGAAAAAGAAAGUCGUACAUGCAUCUCACUCGUACGCAAGGCCUUUGACUUGUAGUUACUAGUAUGUACCUGGACAUGAUCGCCUUCAUUUGUACCUCUCUGCCUUGACUGACGAUAUCGAACUCCAAGAACACAAGUGCAUGUGCGGUUAG
Pisolithus orientalis is the source of this 846-nucleotide messenger RNA. RefSeq lists its product as uncharacterized. Bases 57 to 749 code for a protein of 230 amino acids. The record is from RefSeq and is a predicted model, not a curated record. The transcript has 3 exons. NCBI's taxonomy places the organism in Eukaryota, Fungi, Basidiomycota, Agaricomycetes, Boletales, Pisolithaceae.